AUCAACUCCGUCGUCAUUGCCGCGAGUGAGCCUCGGCGGUGGCUUUCGCGAGAAUGUCGCGCCGUCGCAGUAGGCUGCCUUCAACUAUUAUCGCUAGUUCUAGUACUCAGAUUCUAUCGGUGGGAGAGUUCCUGAAGGGGGUAUGGUCUCACAAUAUCAUAACCUCUAUACAGAACUAAUGACCUUGCUUUAGUUGCAUCGGACUCCACGAAAGUCAAGAAGCAAGCCCACCCAAACAAGCACUCCUGCUACCGCCACAAAAGCCAUUCCUUCCCCGGAAGGGAGUCAGGAGGAUGGCUUUCUCCUCGAGACACUAGCUGCCCUGGAAAAGGCUGACGAGGAAACUACUCGGCCGAUUACUAAGAGGAGAUUGGGGGAAUCGGUGAUGCUGGAGACCAGGUUUCCCAAAAAGAGGAGAAAGAAGCGCCAUGUGGCUUAUAAUUCCCUCACCCUCUCACGAGAUCCGCAGGAUGAAAUAUCUCUAUCCUUAUGUGAAGCGCGGGAGGAUUCCGAGCCGGACCCUAUCCUAAGUGGUAUAACCCAGACAGAUAAUCCGGUUCCAAUACCACCGAAGCCACGCUAUCCCGUAAGCGUUAUUCGAGGAAGUAUCGUUUCCCCUUGGUCACAGCGAGGGAGAAAUCUAACUGCUGCUGCGGGGCAGAGGGAGUUACGCAUGGUCCCUCAUGAGAAGAACUGGGGUGACCGGAUUGAUAGUUUGCUAGUGCCUGGGAAAGCUAGGGCUAGGGGUAUUGGGGGAAGGCCCGCUUCACUAACGAGGGCUUUGGAAUUGGUAUUUACGCUGGCCUGUGAAAUGGUUGCUGAGCUAAUAUAAAAAAAGUCGAAUAUGACGGAUCGAACCCGGUCUCCAGCUGGGGCAAAUAAGUUUCCGCAUUUUGUCUCGCCUGACUCACAGUUUGACACCCUGGACUGCUCACCUCCCAAUCAAGGUUUGGUCGGCACAGAGCUAGGCCCUGAGUUAGGGUUUUUCCAGGCUCCCCUAGUAAAACCAGAAAUCGAAAAACCAGCAGUCGCUGUCCAACCCGUAUCGCAACACUUCAAGAGAAUUUGUACAAUUGCUUCGACGAAGUUACCAGGGCAGACAAACAGAGUGGCAAGCGAGGGCCGUACAGCGGAACUACUUCCAAGCUCGGGGGUACCAGAAUCCGGCCCGAAUGGUUGUGAUCAAGCAGGUGCCCAGGACAAUACUACUGAAAAGAUCCUCCCCUGGGUAUCUCCCAGUUUGAUAGGAAGCGAUAUUACGGUGGAAAGCGGGAGGCAGGGAGGAUCCAUGGCCAAAACUUUUGGGUAUCCUUGGGAAAGAUUUGACAGAAGUCCCACUCCAUUUCCGAGCCCUGAGCCCGGGAUUGCACCCCAAGGGUCAGAUUGUAGCUCACUACUUAGAUUCUGGGAAUCUCAGCUACCAGGACCGCCCCCCAGCGCUAGUCCUCCGGGGGGUGAUAUAGGAAUUUGCAUUUCCUCUAUGCAAGAGCCUAAGGGCAGCCCCCAGUUCCGUGUAGAGGAGGGGACCAAAAAUCCCUCGCCCGUUUUGGAGGGAGAGGUGGAUGAGGGCAAUUCGCUAUCCUCGGUAAGUCUGACGGCUAUAAUUAUUUACGUGUUCUGACAUCAAAGCAGUCCGCGCAACUGUGGGAGGAUUAUCAACUGGGAAAUCUGGAGCUGACUUCUCCACUAAAGCAACCUCCAAGAGUCGUUCCGGGAUCUCCGAAAUCUAUGCCUUGGAGCGGCCAGCCAGCCCAGGCGCGGACGGAGCGAGUCAUGCUACCUCCCCCGUUUCGGCAGCCCAGGAAACCUAUAGACGGGGAUGAGAGUGAGGACAAUUUGGAUUAUAUCAAUGGUUAGUUCUGGAGUGUGAUUCAAUAACGGUGAUUUUUUAUAGAAAACCGCUAACCGCAACUACGUGCGAUUAUAGAGAUACCUGGAGGAAGCUACUUCUCAAAUGCGCAGAAAAUGCUAGAUAAUUGCGAAGAUGCUCGACUCACAGUUCUACCGAUUCGAUCUAAUAGGGAAACUAGUACAACUCCUACAAAAGGCCAGCUGGGCAGUAGGAACGUUCCCAAGACUCAGCCACCAACCCACUCCCUGAGCCCAUUAUCCACCCCAACACCAGCCCGCACUUACAACAACAUACCGCUCAAGGAUAUCAUCAAGCGGAGAGAAACUGUGCCACUACGACGGCUCACGAUUUCCGGUAGUUUCAAAAGUCCUUUUCUCCCAAAGCCCGCGAUGACAAACAUGGACCAAGCCCCUACAACAUCUGGGCUCAGCCGCCAAGGGCAGAAGGAUAGAACCAUGUCUAUAGCUAACCCAAACCCAUUCACCGUGCCAGCGCCAAUAGUACCGUCACCAUUCGUAGCAGAGCCCAAGAAUAGGGUCAAGCGCCGCAUGACUGGGUUCCAAUCCUUCUCUCUCCCUACUGGUACUCGUGCCCCCGGAAUCGGAGCUCGGCGCGCUACGCAAGGCUCGUCUCUACAGCUCCACCGUGGAAUGACAAUUCGAUUUGAGCACUCACAGAAGCCGUUCAAGCCACCGCUGAUGACGAAACCACUGCAGGCAACCCUUAGGACAAGUAGGCAACCAAGUGGGUUUGAUGCGGUUGGUGACAACCUUGUUCUAGUUAACCCUAGAAGAAAAGUCGUCUCAAAGGCACAGGCGAAAUCUGGACGGGGGAAAGUUGGGGUGGAUGCACAAUGCGCCGGGAUGAGUAAGGCUGCAAUGAGCAGCUUUCUAGAGGUUCAGGCUGCUUGGUGAUAAAUUUCUUGACGCUUGAUGAGGGUCUAUAAGAAUAUAAUGAGGAAUCAUGUAAUUAGUAGCGCGGGGGGAGGAUAUUUGAGACUUGAGGAACAGGACCAGUCAGAGUUGGGCUGUGCGUGAAGGAACAUUUUUAGCUCACAACAUUCCAUUCAACUUUAUCUCUAACC
Molecule: messenger RNA, 2936 nt
Organism: Tuber aestivum (summer truffle)
Lineage: Eukaryota; Fungi; Ascomycota; Pezizomycetes; Pezizales; Tuberaceae
Source: the annotation of a GenBank genome assembly